Molecule: messenger RNA, 23700 nt
Organism: Coregonus sp. 'balchen'
Lineage: Eukaryota; Metazoa; Chordata; Actinopteri; Salmoniformes; Salmonidae
Source: the annotation of a GenBank genome assembly
CAUGGCACAGAAAGAGAAGCUCCAGUGUCUGAAGGACUUCCAUAAGGACACGCUGAAACCUUCCCCAGGGAAGAGCCCGGGCACCCGGCCCGAGGACGAGGCAGAGGGGAAGCCUGUCCAGAGGGAGAAGUGGAACUCCAAGCUUGACUUUAUCCUGUCCGUCGCUGGCGGCUUCGUGGGUUUAGGGAACGUCUGGCGUUUCCCAUACCUCUGCUAUAAGAAUGGCGGAGGUGAGUUUCUGUCUCGUAUGCGGCUACUGCCUAGGACAUGAAGGGUGAAGGGGAAUGAAGCCAUUCCAAUUCCAUCUCUGUAUUUUAAGAGGUUUGGGGUGAUUGACCCUAUUUCACUGUGACUCAUUCAUGUAAACAGAAGAUGCAGAGUGCUGCGUUCAAGUGGGUUAUUAAUACAAGUAAUGAGUGGGUUAAUACAGGUCAACAGCUAGCACAAAACGUUUUGAGAACCAUAUGUUUCUUAGAGUUUGGUGAGAGUGUGGUUGUCCUGUGGUUAUUUUGCAUACAAUCGUCCCACAACUUUCUGGGAAUGGUGUAGGAUAGUUGCUUGGCUUUGGAACAUUCGCAGCACAUUUAAAGGAACUUGACUAAAAACAUUAUUUUCUUGGUAUUUCAUUACUUUAACAGAACGCUUCCUAAAAGUUCAAACACGGUUAGAUUUCAUUUCAAUUUUGAUGUUCUAGGAACAUUCUCCAACUGGUUUGACAUUGGGAAUGUUCUCAAAUUGUUCCAAGAACGUUAAGAAACCGCAAUCUUCUGUGGGAAUUUCAGUACUUCAGCAUAACAUUUUCUGCACGUUACCUCAUGAUUCUAUUUAAAGUCCUGUUCUCAGUACAUUAAGAAAAUGUUCCAUUAAAAAAACCCACAAGAAAACAUUAGCAACAUUCAAAGAACGUUCUAAGAAUGUUAUUUAAAAACAAAACUCUCUCUAUCCUCUAUCUUGUUAAGUGUGUGAUCUUAAUGGGUGCUUGUUUCCUUUGAAAUGGGGUCUGUUUGAAUGGAUUAAAAUUAACUGCUUUGAAUUAGUUAAAAAAGCAUGCUAGCUCCAUCCAACAGAAGAUCAUAGGUUCAAAUCUCACUGAUGCCGUGCCACAAUAACAAAUAUGUGUUUUCAUGAUUUAAAAAAUACAUGUGUUUGCAUGUGUCCUAUCUGUGCUUGUAGUUCAAAACAGUUAACCUAAGCUAGCAGUGUUAUUAAAAGUCUUAUUCAAACAUUUAGUGAAAGAUUUAAGGAAGUUUAAAAAAAACUUCAAAUAACCUAUAAUUACCUUCCUCAGAAUGUUAAUAAAACCUCCCAGGAAAACAUUCAGGGAACCAUAGUAAAACGUUCUCAGAAACUCCCUGCAAGCUAAAAAUGUAUGUUCCCAGAACAGGCGAAAUUUUCACUUCCGUUCUCAGAACAUUCAAAAAAGCUUUCAGUUUUACCGUUCAGAACCAAUGGGAAACCAAAAUCGUACGUUCCCACAACUUCCAAGGAACCAAAUGUGCUGCAGUCUCUCUGCAUGCAACCAUGGUUCCUUUACAGCUGCUAUUUAGGUCUAGAACAUGAAGGUUUUACAGUUCAAAGCCAUUCCAAUUGACCAACCAUUCCAUGGUUGACUUACUUAACUAACAAAUGAAUGUCCUCAAUCUCACUCCCUUCUAACAUUACUGACGUAAAAAUGAUUUACCGUAGAUACUCAGAUUCAGAGUUUGGGGUCACUUAGAAAUUCUUGUUUUCGAAAGAACAGCAAAUUUUUUGUCCAUUAAAAUAACAUCAAAUUGAUCAGAAAUACAGUGUAGACAUUGUUAAUGUUGUAAAUCGCUAUUGUAGCUGGAAACGGCUGAUUUUUUUAUGGAAUAUCUACAUAGGCGUACAGAGGCCCAUUAUCAGCAACCAUCAGUCCUGUGUUCCAAUGGCACGUUGUGUUUGCUAAUGCAAGUUUAUCAUUUUAAAAGGUUAAUUGAUCAUUAGAAAACCCUUUUGCAAUUAUGUUAGCACAGCUGAAAACUGUUGUGCUGAUUAAAAAACUGUUUUGCUGAUUAAAGAAGCAAUAAAACUGGCCUUCUUGAGACUAGUUGAGUAUCUGGAGCAUCAGCAAUUGUGGGUUCGAUUACAGGAUCAAAAUGGCCAGAAACAAAUAACUUUCUUCUGAAACUCGUCAGUCUAUUCUUGUUCUGAGAAAUGAAGGCUAUUCCAUGCGAGAAAUUGCCAAGAAACUGAAGAUCUCGUACAAUGCUGUGUACUACUCCCUUCACAGAACAGCGCAAACUGGCUCUAACCAGAAUAGAAAGAGGAGUGGGAGGCCCCGGUGCACAACUGAGCAAGAGGACAAAUACAUUAGUGUUUUAGUUUGAGAAACAGAUGCCUCACAGGUUCUCAACUGGCAGCUUCAUUAAAUAGUACCUGCAAAACACCAGUCUCAACAUCAACAGUGAAGAGGCGACUCCGGGAUGCUGACCUUCUAGGCAGAGUUGCAAUUUGAUGUUAUUUUGAUGGACAUUUCUUUCGAAAACAAGGACAUUUCUAAGUGACCCCAAACUUUUGAACGGUAGUGUACUUCAUUGGUUUUGACCACAUUUGUUUUUCUUAAACCUGACACAUUCGUCUUCUCUCCUCCAGGUGCAUUUCUCAUCCCGUACUUCAUCUUCCUCUUUGGCGGAGGUCUCCCCGUGUUUUUCCUGGAGGUGGCCCUCGGACAGUACACCUCCGAGGGUGGAAUCACCUGCUGGGAAAAACUUUGCCCCAUCUUUACUGGUGAGUACAUUUUGAUAAAUUGUAUUUAUCGUUUAAGGUUGCCCUCACAAAAGCGGUUUCUACCCUCAAGGAUAUUUCCUAGUUAAAUAAAGAUUCAAUUUUAAUAAAGCCUUUAUUUAUACAGGUCAGCCAAUCAAAAACUUAAUCUUAGUUCCAAUGACGACCUGGCAAGAGUAGCCAGAAGAGAGGCACAUUCUCGGUCAAAUCGGGUCAACGACCUUCAGCCGAAAUCAAGUGAAUAAUAAAUAAUUGAUGGGCAGGUCAAUCAUCUUAUUCAUGCCAGCCCAGGCCAGGAAGGAAAGCUACCACACAUUGCAUUACACUGGCUCUGCCUCGCCCACACUUGCCACCAGGGUAGUCCAACCAACAACUAGCCUUAUUUUGAUAAUGCCUGGUUGCUAGGCGCUCUGUACUGCAGUUGCAUCCUGUUCCCUUUGGACUCCCCUCCUCUCCUAACUGCCAACUCACUGGCAGCUGAUAUGUCCUGGCUUCAUUAGACAUUACACACACUGUACUGAGGGUUGAGGGAAACUGAAAGUAUUAGAUGGUACACUGAUCUUGGCUGUACUUUGCUCAUGCCACUCAAAAUUUGCUUUGUCUUGCUACCCAGCUAUCUUCUGAUAUAUUUUCUUAGGGAUUUUACCCCCCCCCCCCCCCCCCCCACACACACACACACAAACACGGAGCCCUUGAGACUCAGCCAUGCCGUGUACAUAGUGUGCUGAAUUAGAGGUUGCUAUGGCAGCGGCGCAGGAAAACAUCAGAGAGAUGCCUAUCAAUGAGGUCUGACCCAAGAAGGAGAGAGACAAACAGACAAUCUUAUAAACAGAAAAGAAGACAGCGCUAUUGAGCUGUGUAUGUAUCAGUCUAGAUGGCAGAAAGCUGACGAGCUCUAUCUGUAGACAUAGGCUGUGUCUUAAUGGCACCCCCUCUGGGGUCUUAAUGGCACCCCUAUACUCUACAUAGUGCACUACUUUUGACCAGGGCCCUAUGGGAAUAGGGGAACUGUUUGGGACGCAGACAGGCACUCACCUUCCAGCCAAACCAAACCAGGCCAAGCCUCACUCAAAAGCUCUCUAUUUGUAUAAUACAUUCAGAUAUGAUGAGACUGGAUGUCAGCAAAGCAAGCUGUUACUUUUCAGCUCUGGUGGCUGCCUGCCUGAAUGGAUUGGUGGGGGCGGCCCAGUUUCAUUUUCAUAAAAGGGAAGUGACAGAGGGUGACAGUGGGAGGAGGGGAGGGAGGGAGGCAGGGAGAGACAGUGAGAGGAGGGGGGGGAAGUAACAGAGGGUGACAGUGGGAGGAGGGAGGGAGGGAGGCAGGGAGAGACAGUGGGAGGAGGGGGGGGAGUAACAGAGGGUGACAGUGGGAGGAGGGAGGGAGAGAGAAAGGGAGGGAGAGACUGAUGGAGGAAAGGAGAGGAGGGAUGGAGGCUGAUUUUCAUUCAGGGAAGUGAUGUGGGAGGACGUCAACACUGCUGUCUGUUUGAACAGAGAUGUUAACAUGUGAUUUUGAGAGGAGGGGAGAGAAUGGAGAUAACCCAGAGGUGAGGAGUGGAGGGAAGGGGGAGGUAGAGGAGGGGAGAGGAGAGGAGUGAGAAGUGGAGGGAAGGGGGAGGUGGGAGGCGAGAAGAGGAGAGGAGUGAGGAGUGGAGGGAAGCGGGAGGUGGAGGAGAGAAGAGGAGAGGAGUGAGGAGUGGAGGGAAGCGGGAGGUGGAGGAGGGGAGAAGAGAAGUGAGGGAAGGGAAGGGGGAGGUAGAGGAGAGGAGGAGUGUGGAGGGAAGGGGGAGGUGGAGGCGAGGAGGAGUGUGGAGGGAAGGGGGAGGUGGAGGCGAGGAGGGGAGAGGAGGAAUGAGGGAAGGGUGAGGUAGAGGAGAGGAGGAGGAGGAGAUUUUCAUGUCCUAUAGCCAAACGAUUACAACAACAUUCAAAACAUACACAUGGGUUCAUUGCAAAAUAUAGCUACAUCGGAUUCCUUUAUGUCAAACCUCCCUUUGUAAGUGUUUUUGUACAGUAUACAUUUGUCUCUGAAUAUUUGCAUGUACUCUGAUGUCUGGCAUGCAAGAUGAACAUUUAUGUGACCUUUCCCUUUCCCCCCAGGUAUUGGCUAUGCUUCGAUUGUGAUCGUGUCCCUCCUGAACAUCUACUACAUAGUGAUCCUGGCCUGGGGUUUGUAUUACCUGUUCCAGUGCUUCCAGCCGGAGCUGCCCUGGGCCAAGUGUAAAAACUCCUGGAACACAGACCGCUGUGUGGAGGACACCAUCCGCAAGAACAAGACCCUGAUGCUGGCCGCUAACAUCACCAACUUCACCUCGCCCGUCACCGAGUUCUGGGAGUGAGUACAGUAACUUUAAAAAAAUGUAUUUAACCUUUAUCUACUGUAUACAGGUGACAUAUCUUAAUUUGACCCAGUUUACCAUAGCAGGAACAUAAUCCUGCAGCAACAAGAAAUGUGAAUUAUUAUGUGGGUUAUAAUUAAUAUACAUUUUUUGUUAGGGCAAAUCAAGUCUUACAUUUUAAAGUAGAAAUUACAUACUUUAGAAGCCUUUUUUUAAACCUUGAAUAGACUACAAGUUUGCAUUUCCUGCUGUGCAGGACGAUUCCUGAAACAAAAGGAUUGCCCAAUUUAAGAUACGGCAUCUGGACAGGAUAGUCUCACUGAGUUCUGGGAAUUAGUACAGUACUGGAAUAUAGUAUAAUACUAUAUAAUAAUUUAUUAUGAUUAUAUCAACCAAUUUAUCAACCAAUCCCAUACUAUAGUUCGGCACGACUAUAGUAUGGGAUUGGUUGAAGCUCAAUGUUAAAUUCAAAUCUCCCAACAAUCAUAUCCCCCUAUAGACGAUUGACGCACCAGUGCGUCAAUCUAACUUACAUAACAAAACAAUUCCCAUCAACAUUCGUCAGUUUAAGCUAGAGGCAUCUCAAUCUACCGCAUCCACCAAUGUCGCACUUCCUCAUCUGCGGUGAAAGGUGGCAGAGCUAGAGCGGUGUUGGUCAGACCAUGAGAGAUCCCAAAAAUCGGUCUUCUCACGUAAACAUCUGAACGGUUUGACCUGCAAACUAUUAUGCUCUAUGACCCCCCACAAGUGUCGCGGGACUCGUCUGAAGGUAAACGGUACCGGUUUUGAAUAUUUCCUGAGUGUUUUUAUAUCUCCUAGAUUUAGGAAAGACACUCAACCUUGUUUCUUGUGAUUAUUUUUUUUUUACUGUCCUUUUUGCCAUUUAUGAAUGUGUUAUUCAUUUCUAUGGGCUUCAGUAGUAAAGGCCAAAAUCAAUAUUUUAUAAAUUAAUUUAAAAAAAAAAAUUAUUCCUAAGGGGUCCUAAAAUUCAAAAUCAAAUAGCUAAAUGAUCCAUAGUAUGACCAUCUUAAAACAAUGACAUAUGUCAGCUUAGUACCGCCCCCCCCCAUCCCCCAAUGUCUUAGACUGUAAAGAAAUAUCUAAGCCAAUAUGACACCAAUGUCGAUGAAACUUCGCAAAUCAACUUGAUUGGAUGUGCCUCUCGUCCGUUGCCGUUACUGAGAGCCACUAUACCAGAUUUUUAACUGGGUUGUUAGCAUUAAGAAAAAAUACAAUUUCUUGCCCCGACCUAGUUCAAGACCUAGGCGUCAGAUAAGAACGAGACUACAGCAUCCAUAAAGUGACCAUUAGACUUGCCAGGUUUUGGACUGAAUAAGUUUGUAGGUGCAACAGUUUUGAUUAAAUGUAUAAUUUAUUGCUCUUCAUGUGCCAGUAGAGAACCUAAGAGGUGCUACCUUUUUGUAGCAUUUCUGGCAAUGCUAACAUAUUUUUCAGCCGAAUCUCAAAGUUCUAUUCUGUCUAAAACUGGGCAUAGCAACUCGUUUGCUCAGCAACUCAAUAACACAGCAGGUUGCCUGCACCAAGCAUAAGAAGUGGUUGAAAACCAACCUAGGCUACUGUAGAUGUAUGUUGGUUUUCAAGCUGAGGUUAAUCAAUAAAUGCAUACAGAUAAUUGUCCGACAUGAAGAAAUGGGUCGGUUGAUAUUAGUGAGCUGUUUCCGAUUUGAUAAGCCAAUGAAUUUUGUUUUGUUGUCAUUAUCUAGCUAGCCAGUAGCUGUAGCUAGCUACUGUAUAGCUAACUAACGUAAUGUUAUACCAGUCAGAUGAGAGCUAAAGAUGGCUAGGUAGCUAACCAAUAAGCGAGGAAAGCUAGCUAUAUUUUGCCAAGGAUGGUUUUUCAUAAAAUGCUGAAGUCAUCUGUGUAAACUGCCGACCUAGACUCUUGCGUGUAAUCAGAGCACUAACAAAUAUGUAGAGAUAAGCUAGCGAAUGUCCUUGGCUGCUAUGAUAGCCAGUUAGCUAGCUAGGUAACGUUAGCCAACGUAAGGCUGUAAAGUUAGCUAAUGUUAGAUAGCUAACGUUAGCUUGCUUAUCCAAAGUCCAGCAGCUAGCCUCUGUAGCAAGCUAACACCAGUCAGCUGAAAGCUAGUGAACAGGCAAAGAAAGGUGGCUAGCUGUAUUUGGUGAUAUUGGAAGAUUUUUACACAAAUUAAUUCAGCCAUUAGCUAGCUAGAGCCAGACAACAACAGCUGACCUUGACACAGAAGCUAGCUAUGCCAGUCCAACAUUUUCCCACAAAACAUACCUAGCUAGCUACAUCAGUUCAAUACCAACACCAAACUUUGGGCAAAUUGUCACGCUGCUACCUUACAAUGCAUGCAGUGGGAUUUUGCAACACUAGCUUGCUCGCUACUCCAUAGUCUAAGCUAUGGUCAGAGCUAGCCACAUUUCACUGUCAGACACGACACAACUCAAACUGUAGCUGAGAAAACAAAUAGCUUGUUACAUGUAAACAGUGCCUCGGUUGUGCACUGACUGCAGUGUACAAAUGCAUGCUUGCUAACAUCAGUAAAACUCACCAGUUUCUAACAUCCAUAAUAAAUUCCAGUAUGCUCCUUCUCCUGUCUUGACAUUUUGAUCAAAAAUGCCAAACUAACAACUCUGCCAUUUGACCGUCUUUAUUGUAUUUACAGCUCAGAUCUGGAUGUUGGAAACUGCCCCCCCCCCAAACCUAGAUUAUAUUUUUAAUUUAUUAGGAUCCCCAUUAGCUGACGCCAGUAGUGACAGCUAGUCUUACUGGGGUCCGACACAUAACGAAAAAUACAUUCCAGACAAAAUACUUUUACAAUUGACAUACAUUCAAAAACAUUAACAUGUAGUGUGCUUGUGUGUGCAUCUAUUAGUUCCACAUGUCAGUACAUACACACAACAAGUAGGUCACAUGGGGGAGAGGCGCUGUGCCGUGAGGUGUUGCUUUAUUCGAUUUUUUAAAAAAACAGGUUUGCUGUUCACUUGCGCUAUAUUAUAUAAAUGUAUAGGAUGCAUAACUCUGCAACGCUUUAGGCUAGAAACAAGCUGUAAAAGGUACAAGAAAGAUGUGGCGCUAGGGUACAUGGGGAUAUCUUUGUUUAGUCUCUGUGGCUGACAUAUACAACCUUCAAAAGUCAAUGACUUAAAACCGUUUUCUUUUGCUUUGCUUUCAAUGGGAAUUGAGUCCUAUUUUACAAUGUAAGACUGUCACAAUUACAUUUUUCAUUUUAGUCAUGUAGCAGACGCUCUUAUCCAGAGCGACUUACAGUUAGUGAGCGCAUACAUAAUUUUUUUAUUUUUUUAUACUGGCCCCCCGUGGGAAUUGAACCCACAACCCUGGCAUUGCAAACGCCAUGCUCUACCAACUGAGCUACAUCCCUUGCGCAGACAAUUACUUGAGACUAUCCAUGGUCAAUUCUACACAUACUUUAAUAGUUAGUUCAAAACUGAUUUGAGUUAUUAGAGGGCAACAGCCAGUAGACCAGGUUUUAAACCAUCUACCCUUGGUAUGCAAGCGCACCACCUGUGCCAUUAAGGCCCAGACCUUUUGGCAGAGGCCGAAUUAAAGGUAACAAUAGCACUGCCAAUAACAGACUUUUGGUUGCACAAAAAAAAUCUGUCUUUGUAAGGGGAAAUGUUAUAUAAUGCACCUUCAAACAGAAAAUCUUGAGAACGUUAGAAUUUUAAGCAACCUGCAUACACAUUGUUUGAAGUACAAUAGACCAACACAACUACUGUAGUAGGUCAAAGCUGUGUGCUGGAAAACCUUGGUAGAGCAUGGGUGGAGUAGGCAUUGUGGGCUUGUGAAUUUCCUUUCUUUUUUGGCUUCAGACCAAUGCCUACUUCUCACUUAAAACAGUUUUUAAUAAUAUAAUAUCCUACCUUGACCUAUCUACCUGAUUUAUUCCUUUUAGCUCCUUUCACAAGUCUCCCUUGUGACCUCAAUGGCACUACCUGGUCAAAUAAAGCAAAGGGUCUCACUGUAACAUUAUCAAGCUUUAAUCAUUCUAGUUCCUGCUCUCCCUCCAUUCUUGUUUUCAUCACAUCCUCCUGCUUUUCUUUCCCCUGCUUCCCCCUUCCCCACCUCUCCUCUGCUUCCUCCUUUCUCACCUCUCCUCUGCUUCCUCUUUCCCCACCCCUGCUUCUCCCUGCUCUCCCAACGGUCAUGUUUACCUGGUAGCACUGGCAGCGUGGUCCGUUAAUGAAUGCUCAUGCGCAAACACAGGACCAGGAACAGGGAAACCACUCUUAGCUGAGCAGAGCAGAAACUGGCUAGCUGGAGCUGAAGGACUGGCUGUAAACGUAGCUAGAUGCCGGCCGGCUGGCUACUCUAUGAUUCUGUGUUGUUCCUCUGAAACAUGUUGUACCUUUUGUGACGGAUUCUGGUGGAUUAACCUUCAUCCACUACUGUAGAGUAAGGUUGUCUUGAUAAAAAGCAGACUUUCAUGACUACUUGAACUGACCUGGUAAAACUCUGGGCCCCAGUUAUAGCUGCCCUGGAAAAACUGACCCUCUCUUUCCCCAAUGCCAAACAGGUCUGAAAAAACGGACCCUCUCUUUCCCCAAUGCCAAACAUGUCUGAAAAACGGACCCUCUCUUUCCCCAAUGCCAAACAUGUCCGACUCUUUGUCUUCUCUCCAACAGACGUAACGUCCUUAGCAUAUCCAGUGGCAUCGAUGAAAUCGGGGAGGUCAAGUGGGACCUGGCUCUGUGUCUGCUGGGGGUUUGGGUCAUCUGCUUCUUCUGCAUCUGGAAGGGAGUCAAAUCCACUGGGAAGGUGAGCUGGGAUGUACUUUAUAUUUCCCAUAUAUAAAUAGAAUGAAUGGAAUGGACAUUUUCCGUCAGACCACAUACAUUUGGCUGUUACUCAAACACACCAUGAAGAAGGCACUUUAGCCAAAUUGUUGGUCAAAUAUAUCCACAGCAAGGAGAAAUGAGGGUGCAACUUUCAUUUUCAUUUGUACACCAAAAGGCCAACAUUGUAUUUACGAUAAUUGAAUGGGGUGGGAAUGUCCGUUCUAGAUAUUCUAAUUCUAUGGAGUCCCCUCUGCCACUGCCUGCAUGGAUUCAUACAUAAUAAUAAUAUGCCAUUUAGCAGACGCUUUUAUCCAAAGCGACUUACAGUCAUGCGUGCAUAAUUUUUUUUUUUUGUGUAUGGGUGGUCCCGGGGAUCGAACCCACUACCUUGGCGUUACAAGCGCCGUGCUCUACCAGCUGAGCUACAGAGGACCACAAGCUUAAUGAGACACACCUCAAAGUGCAACGAUACCAAGUUGAACAGGCUACUACUAUACCACAGACUGUCACCAUAAAUCAAGUUCCAGAGUGCAAUUCAAUCUCUGUGUAACGAGUGUAAACAAUAGCCAGACCAGUCACAGCAACACCCCCGGGACCAGUCAGGGAGCUGGAUCGAUCCCAGAAACCUUGUCUUAUUGCGCCAAUUGAUUAGUUUAGCCUGAUUUUUCCUUUUGACCCUCUAAGCUGUAAAUCAUCCGGUAUCUGCAGUCUUUGCUUCCUGGAAAGGGAAGCUUGGAGUCAGCCUUCACAAAACAAGAGGAAAGAGUAUAACCGAGAGGAUUGGAUUCUGCUAAAAGAUGGGGUUAUGAUUCUGACAGCCUACCUGAGAAUGUGUCAUUCUCAUUACACAGAAGAUUUUGAAGUCAAAUCUGUCUCUUUAGACAAAGAAAUGUAUGUGGGUGAGAUCGACACUAUUGAUUUGUAAAUCUGCUGAUACAUCGUCGGUUUCUUCUGUUUCCCAACAGGUUGUGUACGUCACUGCUACCUUCCCCUUCGUCAUGCUGAUCAUUCUGUUGAUCCGCGGCGUCACUCUGCCAGGAGCAUCUGAAGGAAUCAAGUUCUACCUGUACCCAGACCUGCAACGUCUCAAAGACCCUGAGGUAGAACCACCCUGCCCCGCCCCUUCCUGUCCUGUCUUGGGACUUUAUUAAUCUAGUCAUUCAGCAACUGUGGCUGGGAUUCAAACAAACAAACCACACAGAAUCCUGGCCUAAUCUUGAAUUUCGAAUCCUUUGAGUUUAAUAUUUGAUCUUAUCUUUUGAAAAAAUAUAUUUCAAUCGCCAUAAUGAAUAGAAAGGGGAAUAAAGGACAUCCUUGUCUUACACCUCAAGAGAAUGUUAAUGUGGCGUAGUUGGCUGUAAAGCUAAUUUUCAUUAGUAGUCCUUGGGUAAACGUGAUUCUCCUGGGAAAAGGAAAAAUGUGUAGACAAAGUCAGUCAAAAUACUGCCCAAUGUAAUAAUACCCCAAAUUGUCAAAAUACUACCCAACGUUUUCCCAAAGCUUGCGUCUCAGCCUUCAUAUCUUCUCCCCUUUUUACCUUCAGGUCUGGAUCGAUGCAGGCACUCAGAUCUUCUUCUCCUAUGCCAUCUGUCUGGGAGCUAUGACGUCACUGGGGAGCUACAACAAAUACAAAUACAACUGCUAUAGGUGAGUGUCCACGCCGGGGGGGUGGGAGGGGGUUGGGAGGUGAUGGUGGUGGUGGGGCCUAAUCCAGUGGUUAAAGAAAAAUGGGUAGAAAAAAAAAGACAAGAAAAGUGGGGAACCUAGGUUCCUUUUGUGUUCAUUAACAACUUCCGUGACAUGUGUGAUAUAGGGACUGUUUGCUGCUGGGAGGCCUCAACAGCGGUACCAGUUUUGUGUCUGGCUUCGCAAUAUUUUCCGUCCUGGGCUUCAUGGCACAAGAGCAAGGGGUGGACAUUGCCGAUGUGGCAGAGUCAGGUACGAGGUGGUCAAAGUGGCAGUGAUGGUGGGCACUGCUACUUAAAAUAAACAACAACAAAAAACAACAGAGUUGCUGGUUCUAUCCAACAGAAAAAAAGACAAAAUCCGAAAGACACUAGAUAAAGUUAAUUGUAAAGAAUGAAAUGGAUUUAUUUUCUUGAAAGACGGCAUCGAAAUAUGGAAGUUUCGGCAAUCAAACACUGCUUGACAGAAAUAAAAGUUACAGUUACAGUAUAAAAACAGUUUACUGUGGUAAAACCUUUCAGUGCAUCUCUAUGACAUGGAUGUCACAUAUUUGGAUCUGGUUGGAUUCUUCAAGCAAUCGAGUAUCAAGGAAAAUGCUGGUGGAAAAAAUAAAGUUUUACUGUUAAAUUGGAUCUUAUCCAGAACGCUAGGGGGCGAAGAGUCAAGCCAUGCAUGAGAGAUCCAUCAUGACCUUUUCUUCUCACGAUCACCAUAGAUUUAAGAGUCCUGCUCCAGCCUGUUCCAACAGAUACUGUAUCUAUUGUAUGAGAGUGAAGCAAAAUGUCAGUAAUCCAGGACAUCUUGUGCCACGUUAAAAUAAACAAGUAUGACUUAAGUCUCACUUAUGGUACUUACCUCUGGGCUGUUUUAGAUGGGUCUAGCAUAUUUAUCCAUAUUUUACAAUGUGAUCAGUUCAAUGGUUUAUGCCCAUGGCGGAUUCUAUUUGUUCUGUGCGUUUCUAAUUAUAAGCAUGUUUCUAACUAUUGUACUUGUAAUGUCAUUAUCCUUCUACUGCUGUGUGGAUACUACAAGGAGGCAUCAAUGUGGUGAUGUUUUUAGGUGAUUUUUCUGUAAUUUAGAAAAAAACACCCUUCAUUUCUACCUUUUUAUUAUAGCAGACAUACUAUUACUGUACAUUCUGAUAUGAAAGAUGGGUCUUUUGAUGGUAUUAACUGAGAUCCUGUAUCACUGGCACCCUCUUGCAGUGCGUAUGUAGUCAGUCUGCUCUAGCCAUUAACGAUAUCUCUAGCCCUAUCCUUCUGAGGAGACUGUACAGGGUGUUCCUGCCGGAGUACAGAGAUGCAGUGAAUGCAUGAGAAAUAAUGACUGUAUCAAAUAAAUAAUUCAAAUACCGCGCUAUCUCAGCUAUCUGAGCAAUCUCUUUCUCUGAGAAAUUGUAUUCCCCAUAUUUUUGUAUAUAAAUUAUAGCUCAGUAUUUGAAUUAUUUAUUUUAUACUAAUACAGAAAGAGAUUGCUCAGAUAGCUAAGAUACUGAGAUAGAUAUCUGAGCAAUCUCUUUCUCUUAGAAAUUGUAUUAGUAUAAAGUAAUAUAAUUUCCCCAUAUUUUUGUAUUUAAAUUAUAGCUCAGUAUUUGAAUUAUUUAUUUUAUACAGUCAUUAUUACUCAUCUUUAUCAAGGGGUGUCAAUCAUUUCAGACCCCACUGUAUAUAUAACAUCAUAUGAUGAAACUCAUUUAGUUGAUUCGUUUACUGAUCUAGAUUAACGCAAUUUACUGUAAGCAGUUUAAUAGAAUAAGUAAUUCAAUGAGUUUCAACGGGAGAGUUUUGGUACACAGUACUGUAGAUGGUUUGUGAUACCAUGUUCUAACAUACGCCUUGUGCUGUAAGCAGUGAAAUAAGGUGCAUAGUGCACUGAGAAAGAGACAACUUGGUUUUGCCUUAAACUGCAGCAACUUGAUCCUGAGGAGAGAGGUUUUAUUUUGGGGAGAGAUGCAGAGUAGAUUCAGAUUUGUACCCACGCUGAGGAUGGUACAUAUGUGCCGAAGGCGACGACAUUACCUGCUAGACCAGCCUCAAGCACGAGAGAGGCUUUUAUUGAAUGAUUAUUAUUGAAGUAUCAAAGCCAGCUCACUAGUCAGUCUGCUAGCUAGUCAUGUCGUGUUUGGUUGGAUGCCUUGUCAUAUUUCACAGCUAAACCAACUUUAUUCUAUGUGUUUGCUGUUUUUCCUGUUUUGUUUUUUAACUUCUGUUGUAACAGGUUAUCCCAACAUUAUAACACCACGUUUUCGAGACGUUGCUAUAGUUACAAUCGAGAAGAGGCGACGUAUGUUGCCUCUGAUCCAGUCAUUGUUAUUAUAUACUAUAUAUUCUACUAUAUACUAUACUAGUUAUGUUAUAUACUAGCCUAUAUAUUCUACUAUAUACUAUACAAGUUAUGUUAUAUACUAGCCUAUAUAUUCUACUAUAUACUAUACUAGUUAUGUUAUAUACUAGCCUAUAUAUUCUACUAUAUACUAUACAAGUUAUGUUAUAUACUAGCCUAUAUAUUCUACUAUAUACUAUACUAGUUAUGUUAUAUACUAGCCUAUAUAUAUUCUACUAUAUACUAUACUAGUUAUGUUAUAUACUAGCCUAUAUAUUCUACUAUAUACUAGUUAUGUUAUAUACUAGCCUAUAUAUUCUACUAUAUACUAUACUAGUUAUGUUAUAUACUAGCCUAUAUAUUCUACUAUAUACUAGUUAUGUUAAAUACUAGCCUAUAUAUUCUACUAUAUACUAUACUAGUUAUGUUAUAUACUAGCCUAUAUAUUCUACUAUAUACUAUACUAGUUAUGUUAUAUACUAGCCUAUAUAUUCUACUAUAUACUAUACUAGUUAUGUUAUAUACUAGCCUAUAUAUUCUACUAUAUACUAUACUAGUUAUGUUAUAUACUAGCCUAUAUAUUCUACUAUAUACUAUACAAGUUAUGUUAUAUACUAGCCUAUAUAUUCUACUAUAUACUAGUUAUGUUAUAUACUAGCCUAUAUAUUCUACUAUAUACUAUACUAGUUAUGUUAUAUACUAGCCUAUAUAUUCUACUAUAUACUAUACUAGUUAUGUUAUAUACUAGCCUAUAUAUUCUACUAUAUACUAUACUAGUUAUGUUAUAUACUAGCCUAUAUAUUCUACUAUAUACUAUACAAGUUAUGUUAUAUACUAGCCUAUAUAUUCUACUAUAUACUAGUUAUGUUAUAUACUAGCCUAUAUAUUCUACUAUAUACUAUACUAGUCAUGUUAUAUACUAGCCUAUAUAUUCUACUAUAUACUAUACUAGUUAUGUUAUAUACUAGCCUAUAUAUAUUCUACUAUAUACUAUACUAGUUAUGUUAUAUACUAGCCUAUAUAUUCUACUAUAUACUAUACUAGUUAUGUUAUAUACUAGCCUAUAUAUUCUACUAUAUACUAGUUAUGUUAUAUACUAGCCUAUAUAUUCUACUAGUUUAGUGUGGUUAUUAUAUACACAUAGUGAUAGGGGAUGAACAUUUUGAGCUGUUGUGCUUCGUACUGCUAUUGUAAGGCUACUUUGAUAGUUCUUGUCAUAACAUGAAUCCCUAGUCUUGCCACGAGCCAUAAGUUAAAAGGGCAUUGACAAUACAUUCCACUUACAUUGCCUACAGUAUAUGAUCGUAAGGAUAAGACGAGAUAGAUCUAUACUUUUUAGGAUUUUCUAUUUCUUAUUAACAUUAGUUUGGUCUGUGCUAUACUUGGACGCACCAUGGUGGCAUCAGACCAGAUCAAACGAUAGAACCCUGGUUUCUAAUUGUGUUUUCUCCACUUCCCCAUCCCCCUCUCUCUUCUUGUUCCUCUCUAGGUCCUGGCUUGGCCUUCAUUGCCUAUCCUAAAGCUGUGUCUAUGAUGCCGCUGCCCACCUUCUGGGCUAUCCUCUUCUUCAUCAUGCUUCUGCUACUGGGUCUCGACAGUCAGGUCAGUAGUAUGCUCAUUAUGAGUCAAGGAUCUGCAUCUGAGUCUGAAUCUGAGACAGUCAGGUCAGUAGUCUGCUCAUUAUGAGUCAAGGAUCUGAAUCUGAGACAGUCAGGUCAGUAGUAUGCUCAUUAUGAGUCAAGGAUCUGAAUCUGAGUCUGAAUCUGAGACAGUUAGGUCAGUAUUAUGCUCAUUAUGAGUCAAGGAUCUGAGUCUGAAUCUGAGACAGUUAGGUCAGUAGUAUGCUCAUUAUGAAUCAAGAAUCUGAAUCUGAGACAGUCAGGUAGGUAAUGUUGUUAUGACACAGUAGUAAGGAAGUUUAUUGAUAUCAGAUAUGAGCACUGAGAUUAUGAAAUUAUAAAAAAUGUUAUGGAGUUGUAAAGGGAAGUUGUAUGUUUUAUUAUGAGACAGUAAGUCAGUUUAUUAAUAUGAGUGAUACGAUUGCUGAGAUGGUGAAAAAUAUACACUUUGUAGGGGAAUUGUACAGGGAAGUUGUAAGCAAGUUAUGAGACAGAUGUGGUUCUGUUCCAAUUUUCAAUGUCCAACGGCUAUUAGUACGUGGCCACAGUCAGUAUAUUGAUAUAGGGAAGUUGUAACUAAGCAAGUUCCUGUAUGUCACAUAGUCAGCUUUAUUAACCUGCAUGGGCAAAUUCAUGGUCACAGGAAAAACUUGUGGCCCAUACACAUGUGAUCAGGAGGAAAAACUCCUGGCCCCAUGCACAUGUGAUCAGGAGGAAAAACUCCUGACCCCAUGCACGUGAUCAGGAGGAAAAACUCCUGGCCCCAUACACAUGUUAUCAAUACAGGCCUAAACAGGACUAAACAGUCAGUCAAUAAAAAUGGUCAAUCCACAGAGGCAAACCACGACACACUACUUAUGAACAAACAACCACAUGUUAACAUAGUCAGUCAGUUAGUCAAUUCAGCUCAAUGCUAGCGUCCAUAGACAGUCGUACCAUUACUACAGCUCAAUGCUAGCAUCCAUAGACAGUCGUACCAUUACUACAGCUCAAUGCUAGCAUCCAUAGACAGUUGUACCAUUACUACAGCUCAAUGCUAGCAUCCAUAGACAGUCGUACCAUUACUACAGCUCAAUGCUAGCAUCCAUAGACAGUCGUACCAUUACUACAGCUCAAUGCUAGCAUCCAUAGACAGUCGUACCAUUACUACAGCUCAAUGCUAGCAUCCAUAGACAGUCGUACCAUUACUACAGCUCAAUGCUAGCAUCCAUAGACAGUCGUACCAUUACUACAGCUCAAUGCUAGCAUCCAUAGACAGUCGUACCAUUACUACAGCUCAAUGCUAGCAUCCAUAGACAGUCGUACCAUUACUACAGCUCAAUGCUAGCAUCCAUAGACAGUCGUACCAUUACUACAGCUCAAUGCUAGCAUCCAUAGACAGUCGUACCAUUACUACAGCUCAAUGCUAGCGUCCAAAGACAGUCGUACCAUAACUACAGCUCCUCCUCUGAUGCUGUAUGUUAACUACAUGAAAUGUAAAUAGAUGUGUUUAGUGUUAGUAACUACAUGUUAACAUACAGUCAUUUUGUCUGUCGGUCAGUCAAUACAUAUUGCUCAAUGCUAGCCUCCACAAAUAUACCACCAUUACGCAUCAUCUCCCAGCUGCUAAUACUGCACGUUAGCUAGAUUUGAUCACUCAGGUCCUAUAAAUAGGUGUGUUUAGUGAUUGCAGCUUCCAUUUCUAGACUACCUAGAUAGAUACAGAUCCUCCAUUUCUAGACUACCUAGCUAGAUCCAGAUCCUCCAUUUCUAGACUACCUAGCUAGAUACAGAUCCUCCAUUUCCAGACUACUGGCUGAUUGGUUGACUGGCCGACAGACUGGCUGGCUGUCUGAUUGGUUGACUGGCUGUCUGAUUGGUUGACUGGCUGACAGACUGGCUGGCUGGCUGAUUGUUUGACUGGCUGACAGACUGGCUGGCUGGCUGAUUGGUUGACUGGCUGACAGACUGGCUGGCUGGCUGAUUGGUUGACUGGCUGACAGACUGGCUGGCUGAUUGGAUAGAAGUCUUUAUAUAUGCCAUUUAGCAGACGCUUUUAUCCAAAGUGACGUAGUCAUGUGUGCAUACAUUUUACAUAUGCGGUGCCCCAGCGGGAAUCGAACACCACGACCCUUGUCGUUGCAAGAGACAUGUUUUACGGACUGAGCCACACAGGACUACGUCCGUACAAAAACGUUAACCCAUCAGGCCUACUGUAUGCUGCACUACUCCCAUCUCUUGUCUCUGUGUCGUCUUUCUGUCCCCAGUUUGUGGAAGUGGAAGGACAGAUCACUUCCUUGGUGGAUCUGUAUCCCUCCUUCCUAAGGAAGGGUUACCGGCGGGAAAUUUUUAUAGCUAUAGUGUGCUCCAUAAGCUAUCUUCUGGGACUUACCAUGGUUACUAGGGUAAGUACUAUCUUCUAGUAGUAUACUUCAACUUUUUACACUGAUAUCAUAAUAUACAAUAUCACAAGUGUCCAGCCCAGUCCAGAACCUUAGCUACACCCUAACGAAUAUAAAAUAAUCUUACUAAAAUUAAGCUACACCCUAAUGAAUAUGAAAUAUGGCUGUAGAAUAGCCUCUGCUAUUACCAGUCUCUUUAUUAUUCCAUAACAAUGCAGGCUAUAGCCAUAUUAGGGCAUCACAGUAACAUCACCACAUGUUCAAUACAGUAAAUACAGCGCCUUCAGAAAGUAUUCAUACCCCUUGACUUAUUCCACAUGUUGUUGUGUUACAGCCUGAAUUCAAAAUUGAAUAAAACAUUUUUUACCCAUGUACACGCAAUACCCCAUUAUGACAAAGUGAAACAAAUAUUUUUUAGAAAUGUUGGCAAAUUUAUUGAAAAUGAUAUACAGAAUUAGCUCUUUUACAUAAGUAUUCACACCCCUGAGUCAAUACUUUGUAGAAGCACCUUUGGCAGCGAUUACAGCUGUGAGUCUUUCUGAGUCUUUUAAGAGCUUUCCACACCUGGAUUGUGCAACAUUUGCCCAUUCUUGUUUUCAAAGUUCUUCAAGCUCUGUCAAUUGGUUGUUGAUUGUUGCCAUUUUCAGGUCUUGCCAUAGUUUUUCAAGUAGAUUUAAGUCAAAACUCAGGAACAUUCACUUUCUUCUUGGUAAGCAACUCCAGUGUAGAUUUGGCCUUGUGUUUUAGGAUAUUGUCCUGCUGAAAGGUGAAUUCAUCUCCCAGUGUCUGGUGGAAAGCAGACUGAACCAGGUUUUCCUCUAGGAUUUUGCCUGUGCUUAGCAACAAUCCAUUUUUUUUUUUAUCCUGAAAAACUCCCCAGUCCUUAAUGAUUACAAUCAUACCCAUAACAUGAUGCAGCCACCCCAUGCUUGAAAAUAUGAAGAGUGGUACUCAGUGAUGGGUUGUGUUGGAUUUGCCCCAAACAUAUAGUUAAUUUCUUUGCCACAUAUUUUGUAGUAUUACUUUAGUGCCUUAUUGCAAACAAGAUGCAUGUUUUGGAAUAUUUGUAUUCUGUACAGGCUUCCCUCUUUUUUCUCUGUCAAUUUAGGUUAGUAUUGUGGAGUAACUACAAUGUUGUUGAUCCAUCCUAAGUUUUCUCCUUUUACAACCAUUAAACUCUAUAACUGUUUUAAAGUCACCAUUGGCCUCAUGGUGAAAUAUAGGGAUAUAAGUCAUCUUUUUUUUUUUACCCAUCUACCAACAGGUGUCCUUCUUUGCGAGGCAUUGGAAAACCUCCCUGGUCUUUGUGGUUGAAUCUGUGUUUGAAAUUCACUGCUCGACUGAGGGACCUUACAGAUAAUUGUAUGUGUGGGGUACAGAGAUGAGGUAGCCAUUAAAAAAUCAUGUUAAACACUAUUAUUGCACACAAAGUGAGCUCAUGCAACUUAUGUGACUUGUUAAGCACAUUUUUUACUCCUGAACUUAUUUAGGCUUGCCAUAAGAAAGGGGUUGAAUACUUAUUGACUCAAGACAUUUCAGCUGUUCAUUUUUAAUUCAUUAGUACAUAUUUCGAAAAACAUGAUUCCAUAUUAUGGGGUAUAUUGUGUGUAGGCCAGUAACAAAUAAAUCUCUAUUUAAUCCAUUUUAAAUUCAGGCUGUAACAUAACAAAAUGUGGAGAUAGUUGAGGGGUGUGAAUACAUUCUGAAGGCAAUGUAGCUACACCUUUAAUGUGAAUAGAAAAUGGUCUUGUGGAGCUUUUAAACCUCAAAUUCCCCCAGCAACAAGAGUCCCAUACAUACAGUUCCACUUUCCCCUUUCCUGUCUUCUCAUGCCAGUCCCUCACAAUAGCACCACUCCAACUAUGCUGCUGUGGCCUGAGCUUCCCAGUAGCCUACUGUAUUUCGGUCUAUUUAGAGAAAUAUUUGGCUCACACAUAUAACUCACUCUCUCUUUUAUCUCCACUCUGAGAAACUGAAACUGUCAGUCACUUUCUGGGAAGCUCAUCUCAAACCAGGGCAUCAGAGCUGUAAAAAGUAAUAGCUAUCUAGCUAUACUUGGAGAUACUGUGCUGUGUCCCUGCCUCUCAGACUUACAAUGUGGAAACAAGCAUGUGAUGACCCUCAGAAAGAUCAAACCCACCACAGUCCCUGACUCCCUAAUCCUACCCCACUAAAGCCUCCUAGACAGCGAGGGAGUCAGGGACUUGCUGCUUUAUGCGAUUUCAGACCACAGUAGCCUGUUCUUUUUCCAUGACAUCACAAUCUCAUGUUGCCUCUCACUGAGUGCUCUGUUGAGGGUUGGAACUAGGGACGGCUCGGUUCCAUUGGGCGUUGGAACAUGGCUGCGUCCCAAAUGGCACCCUAUUCCUAAUUUAGAUAAAGUGUACUAUGUAGGCUCAAACUGCGCUAUGUAGGGAGUAGGGUGCCAUUUGUGACGUAGACAUUUAUUCUCCCGCCACUACACUCUUAAAAAAAAAAAAAAGGUGCUAUGUAUAAUCUAAAAUGGUUCUUCAGCUGUCCCCAUAGGAUAACCUUUUUGAAGAACCCAUUUUGGUUCCAGGGAGAACCCUUUUGUGUUCCAUGUAGAACAGACGGGUUCUCCUAUGGGGACAGCUGAAGAACCCCUUUGGAACCCUUUUUUCUAAGAGUGUAACCUAGGGGCCUACUCAGUCACUAGCCUGAGAUCUACUAUCUGUAAAGCUGUAAAUCUAUGCAUGGAAUCCUACAUUCACACAUGCCCAAGCACUAAAUCAUGCUAAUUUCUCUCUCCCACAGGGUGGCAUGUAUGUGUUUCAACUCUUUGACUACUAUGCAGCCAGCGGUGUGUGCCUUUUGUGGGUUGCAUUCUUUGAAUGUAUUGCUGUAGCCUGGGUUUAUGGUACGUGUCCUCUGGAAUAUAAUGCCCUGUCUACGUAUGUCUGUAUAGGAGCUGUGGUCCUUAAAUGUCCUCGGGCUCUGUCAGUGAAAUACAAUCACAACUACUCCCGACUAUAUAGAGAUGUUACAGUUCUGUCUCAAAUGCAACAAAUACAUUUUUUAUCUCUGUAUCAAUUUACUGUUGCAUUAUAUCAACUGACACCCACCAUAAAAUACAUUUAGACCUAGACACAGAAUAUGUGGCAGUGUCACAGCAUAAAGAGAAACAUGAGCUGGAAUACUGUGUACAUCACAAAUGGCACCCUAUUUCCCUAUAUAGUGGACGUCUUUUGACCACAGCCCUAUGGGCCCAGGUCAAAAGUAGUGCACUAUAAAGGGAAUAUGGGGUACCAUUUGGGAGGCACACUUUACGUAAAUCUGACCAAAUUCUCUAUUUAUUUUUUCUCUUCCCAUCAGGCGUUGAUAAUUUCUAUGAUGCGAUUGAAGACAUGAUUGGCUACAGACCAAACCCCUGGAUGAAAUGGAGCUGGUCUUUUAUCACACCUCUUCUUUGUGUGGUGAGUCUAUGUUCAUUAAUACUGACUUCGUCCCAAAUGGUACCCUUCUGUAUUUUCUACCCUAUGGGCCCUAGUCAAAAGAAGUGCACUACAUAUGGAAUAGGGUGCCAUUUGGGACGUAACCCUACUAACCUCCCAUACUGAAAGGAUAGAGAAUGAUAUAUCUGCAAAUGUCUGUCAUCCCUUCCUCCCCCACUCAAAACGUUAUACUACUAUAACAGCAGUGUGUGUCCAUCUGUCCGUCCGUCCGUCCGUCCUACGAUCAUUUGCUUAACAGAAGUGGCCAGGCUCUGUAACAUCACAUCCCCUCCUGUGUGGUUAAAGGGUAACUGGUGACCCUGCAUCCCUGGUGGUUAAAGGGUAACCUGUGGACCUGCGUCCCUGGUGGUUAAAGGGUAACCAUUGGCCCUGCGUCCCUGGUGGUUAAAGGGUAACCAUUGGCCCUGCGUCCCUGGUGGUUAAAGGGUAACCUGUUGCCCUGUGUCCCUGGAGGUUAAAGGGUAACCUGUUGCCCUGUGUCCCUGGAGGUUAAAGGGUAACCUGCGGCCCUGGUGGCUAAAGGUUAAAGGGUAACCUGCGGCCUUGGUGGCUAAAGGUUAAAGGGUAACCUGCGGCCCUGGUGGCUAAAGGUUAAAGGGUAACCUGCGUCCCUGUAAGUUAAAGAUUGAAGGGUAACCUGCGGCCCGGCGUCCCAUGCUGUGUGUGCCUUCUGGAUUAAAACUGUUGAGGCAUUUGGGAAAUGUGGUGCUUGGCUCCGUCCGGAGGCUAAUCCUGUUUAAUCCCGUUGAAUCUCAUGUGUCUUAACGACCAGGAAACAUAGUGCUAUUUGUUCUCUUGAGACGGACUAAGGAGAACUCAAAGAGAAUGAAAGGGACUAAGGAGAAUUUGAGGAGACUGUGUGUUAGUGGAUGUCAAUUACUACCAGCUCUGAUAUUAUUAUAACGUUAAUCAUAAUCGGAUAUUGCUAUAGCAUUACUAUCAAUUACGUCAAUAAUUAUUUUCAUUUUCAUUUGUUUUCCAAAAUGUUCAUGAAACAAUAGGUGUUUGUUUGAAGGAAAUGAGAGACUCUGUUUGCAUCAUUAAAAAUUUUUUUUUUUUUUUUUUUUUUUUACAAAACAUAAAGGGGCCAUCAAGUAUCGUAUUACUGAGAACAAGGAGGUUUUCAGGUAGAUCCCUUGUUUUGAAACGGAUAGUUAGCUAGUGCAAGUUGGCACUGCAAAUGUACAAGAACGCCAAACCGUUCCCUCAUUGUCAGACAUUGGAGAAUGUGAGUUACCAUUAAUACAUUUACCCUCCAUUGGUGUUUUCUCUCUGCCUCCAGGGUUGCUUCGUCUUCUCCUUGGUCAAAUACAAACCUUUGACGUACAACAAGGUUUACGAGUACCCCGACUGGUCCAUCGGUGUGGGCUGGACUCUGGCCCUGGCUUCUAUGAUCUGUAUUCCUAUGGUGGUGGUCAUCAAGAUCAUUCAGUCCGAUGGACCACUCAUAGAGGUUAGUACACAACUCCUAUAACCCCAGACCCCUAAACCCUACUCCUAGGUUCUAGACUGUACACCCUAAGCCCUAGCCCCUACCCCUAGGUUCUAGACUGUACACCCUAAGCCCUAGCCCCUACCCCUAGGUUCUAGACUGUACACCCUAAGCCCUAGCCCCUACCCCUAGGUUCUAGACUGUACUCCCUAAGCCCUAGCUCCUACCCCUAGGUUCUAGACACUACACCCUAAGCCCUAGCCCCUACCCCUAGGUUCUAGACACUACGGCCUAGCUCCUACCCCUAGGUUCUAGACUGUACACCCUAAGCCCUAGCCCCUACCCCUAGGUUCUAGACUGUACACCCUAAGCCCUUAGCCCCUACCCCUAGGUUCUAGACACUACACCCUAAGCCCUAGCCCCUACCCCUAGGUUCUAGACUGUACACCCUAAGCCCUAGCCCCUACCCCUAGGUUCUAGACUGUACACCCUAAACCCUAGCCCCUACCCCUAGGUACUUCAUGUAGAUCAGAUUUUUUUUAUAUAGCAGGUAUAAGUAAUAUGGUAGUAGCUUAAUCUUGACCUCUGACCUCUGACUAAUAUACUGUACCAAAGUUGUGUUCAAGCCAGUAGAAGUCGGUGAGUCUAGUGGUCAUUUCUCAUGUUGCUCCAUCUGUAACGGGUACACUUGCCAUCCUAUAAUCAUACUUGGACAGUAUAUUCGUAUUAAACAGAGCUCUUCUUUUUGUCCUCGUCCAGAGGAUCAAGGCCGUGGCGGCUCCGCUGGGAGGUGCUAGCUCCCGUCCAGUCGACCACCGUCCCAAGGGCAUGUCUGCCGAGCUGGCCUACCCCCUGGACCCCAACGGGAACAACGGCCUGAUCAAGCCCACCCACACUAUUGUAGAAACUAUGAUG